AUGGCUGCAGUUCAUCAUGCACCUAAUCCCCCUGUUAUCCACAAUUUUGCAACCACCGACGCAUUAGUUGAUACGUUAGCAAAUUUUUUGAUCAAGACGCAGAAGGAUGCCAUCGACAAGAAAGGCAGAUUCACUAUCGCCCUCUCGGGUGGCUCGUUGCCAAAGAUGCUGAGAGGACUGAUUGGUAACCCUGCGACCAAGUGGGACAAAUGGCAAGUAUUUUAUGCAGAUGAACGUGCCGUCCCACUCGACCAUCCCGAUUCCAAUCACAACCUCUGCACCCAAGACCUGUUCUCCAAAGUACCCAUUCCGAAGGAUCACGUUCACACUAUCGACGUUUCUCUCCUGGAUGACCUUGAAGAACUCUCCGAUGCGUACGAAAAGGAACUGAUUCGUGAAUUCGCUCAAAAAGACGCAGCCAGGUUCCCAGUGUUUGAUUUGAUUUUACUGGGUAUGGGACCAGACGGGCAUACUUGCUCAUUAUUUCCUGGACACGAAUUGCUGGCGGAAGAAGACCGAUGGGUCGCGUACCUGGAGGAUUCUCCCAAGCCUCCACCUAAGAGGAUCACUCUUACCUACCCGGUUAUCAACCACGCCGCAAAAGUUAUAUUUGUUGCCACAGGAGAGGGGAAGGCGGAGGUUUUAAGCAAAGUUUUGGAUCGCCCUGAGGAAGGAUUGCCUGCUUCACGGGUAAAGCCUGCCUUCCCUGGCCAGGUCUACUGGUUCAUCGACGCCCCGGCAGCGGCUAAGCUUCAGCAGCAACCUUCUCCAGUGAACCUCUGA
Marasmius oreades (fairy-ring Marasmius) is the source of this 783-nucleotide messenger RNA. RefSeq lists its product as uncharacterized. Gene Ontology annotation, biological process: carbohydrate metabolic process; pentose-phosphate shunt. NCBI's taxonomy places the organism in Eukaryota, Fungi, Basidiomycota, Agaricomycetes, Agaricales, Marasmiaceae. The record is from RefSeq and is a predicted model, not a curated record. The coding region runs from base 1 to 783 and encodes 260 amino acids. The transcript has 2 exons. Gene Ontology annotation, molecular function: 6-phosphogluconolactonase activity.